Nematolebias whitei (Rio pearlfish) is the source of this 1218-nucleotide messenger RNA. RefSeq names its product cellular communication network factor 4a (gene ccn4a). NCBI's taxonomy places the organism in Eukaryota, Metazoa, Chordata, Actinopteri, Cyprinodontiformes, Rivulidae. Gene Ontology annotation, cellular component: extracellular matrix; extracellular region. The record is from RefSeq and is a predicted model, not a curated record. The coding region runs from base 51 to 1130 and encodes 359 amino acids. Gene Ontology annotation, biological process: signal transduction; cell adhesion. The transcript is spliced from 5 exons. Gene Ontology annotation, molecular function: integrin binding; heparin binding.
GGAGAGGAAACCAGGUCCGGAUUUAACGCACGUGCAGCUCGUCACGAGGGAUGAGUUGGUUCCUGCUGUGGAUUCUGACAGCAGCUGGGAUUCAACAGGCCUCCUCCCUGAAUUCCACUGCCAUGCCGCCUGCCGCAGCCGUCUCCUCGCCAACCGCAGAGCCGUACAGCCGCACACGCUUCUGCAAGUGGCCCUGCGAGUGUCCGGAGGUGCCCCCCAAGUGCCCGCUGGGCGUCAGCCUCCUCAUGGACGGCUGCGACUGCUGCAAGGCUUGUGCCCGGCAGGUGGGCGAGGAGUGCAACGAGGCAGACACGUGCGACUACCACAAGGGACUGUACUGCGACUACAGUUCGGACAAGCCUAGGUACGAAAAAGGAGUGUGUGCAUAUAUGGUGGGAACGGGCUGCGAGCAUGACGGCGUCAUCUACCGUAACGGUCAGAGCUUCCAGCCCAGCUGCAAAUACCAGUGCGUGUGCGUGAACGGCGCUAUCGGCUGCGUGGGGCUGUGCGCAGAGUUCCAGCCUCCCCGGGUGUGGUGCCAAAAUCCACGUCAAGUCAAAGUGCGGGGGCAGUGCUGCGAGCAGUGGAUCUGUGAUGAGCCCAAGAGAAGAACAGCACCGAGACACGCAGUGGAGGCUGUCCCAGCUCAGUCCAGGAGCUUGCACGACAACUGCGUCCCUCAGACUACUUCCUGGAGUCCCUGCUCUAAGACCUGCGGCCGCGGACUGUCCUUGAGGAUCUCGAACGCCAACGAUCAGUGCGAGAUGGUCAAAGAGUCCCGUCUGUGCAACCUGCGGCCGUGCGACGUUGACAUCACCAAACAUUUCAAGCCAGGAAAGAAGUGCUUGAACAUCUACAGGGAAGAUCAGCCUUCAAAUUUCACCAUCUCCGGCUGCAUCAGCAAGAAACCGUACAGGCCCAAAUACUGCGGGGUCUGCACCGACGAGCGCUGCUGCAUCCCAUACAAGUCCAAGACCAUCGACGUGGAGUUCCAGUGUCCCAACCAGACGGGCUUCACCUGGAAGAUGAUGUGGAUCCAGGCGUGCUUCUGCAACCUCAGCUGCAAAAACCCAAACGACAUCUUUGCAGAGCUGGACGGUUACUAUGGUUACCCAGAAGUCGUAGACUGAGCACGUUUUUAUUUCAGCUGGAAUAUUUUGUAAAUGGGGGUUUUUGGAACGACUGCGUGCAACUCGAGCUGCUUUUGAAGAAUAUUUG